Molecule: messenger RNA, 922 nt
Organism: Panicum virgatum (switchgrass)
Lineage: Eukaryota; Viridiplantae; Streptophyta; Magnoliopsida; Poales; Poaceae
Product: SOSS complex subunit B homolog
Exons: 2
Coding region: 177-680 (167 amino acids)
Biological process (GO): response to ionizing radiation; double-strand break repair via homologous recombination; mitotic cell cycle checkpoint signaling
Cellular component (GO): SOSS complex
Molecular function (GO): DNA binding
Source: RefSeq, a predicted model, not a curated record
UCUCCCCACGCGGCCCACUGAACGGCCCAUCGGCCAGCGUGACCGACCGAGAUCGCGCGUGUCGCCGACCUCCUGCGCGGUGAGUCCGCCCGCGCGAUUGCAACCGCGGCACGCAGAAGAGGCAACUGAGCGGCGGCGGCCCUCGCGGGACCGCUCUCCCGAGACGAGCACCGUUGAUGGCGCAGGGAGAGGCCGACACGCCCGGCGCCGGCACCGCCGGCAGGACGGUGAAGCUCAAGGGCCUGGUCCCGGCGGCGACCAACACGGUGAACACGACGUUCAUCGUGCUCGACAAGGCGGCGCCGGCGGCCCGCCCGCCGCACCCCCACCCCCACGCUCAGGCCCGCGGCGGCGGCGAGGAGGUGACGUGCCUGGCGCUGGUGGCGGACGACCCCGCGGCGGCGCACUUCCUGCUGUGGGGCGGCGAGUGCGGCGCCUUCGAGCCUGGCGACAUCGUGCUGCUCACGGGCGGCAUCUUCUCGUACCACAGGGGGAACGCGCUCGUGCUGCGCGCGGGCCGCCGCGGGCGCGCGGAGAAGGUGGGCGAGUUCACCAUGCUCUUCGUGGAGACGCCCAACAUGAGCGAGAUCCAGCGAGGGCGCGACCCCGGCGACCCCCGGAGGAUGGUGCAGGAGGCCGUCGUCUCGCCCUACUCCCCGGUCUUCAAGCCGCCGCGGUGAUCUUUCUUCCAGUCGCAUCGCCGCUUGCGGCAUGGCCAUUCUCGCGCGAAGUGUGAGCACCUUGAUCUCAACCAAUUUCGUGUGCAUGCCUGAACUUCUGAAACAUGGAGAUAUUUGCAAUCCUGUGAUCAAGAAGAAUGAAACGAAACACACAAGCUCUCUGAAACCCGUAUCAGCUAUCAGCACCAAUGUCUGUCACGACAAGGUUACAACAAGUGCAAUCAGUAGCGCUUUGAUUGGUA